AGGAAGCACACGUGACAGGUAUCAAAUACAUUCCAUUCGCUCCAUUCCAGCAUUUUAUUAUGAGCCGUUCUCCCCUCAGCAGCCUCCACUGAAGUCACGGGCUUCUCAGAGAGAAGCAUGCUACAGAACAUGUCAGGGGUGAGCAGUGGGCAUACCAGGAGGCGAGAGGAGUUUAAGGUUGUGAUAGUAGGUGAUGGUGGAUGUGGGAAAACCUCCCUACUCCAGGUUUGCACUAAAGGAGACUUUCCAGAGAAAUACGUACCAUCUGUGUUUGAAAAAUGUGUCGCCAACGUGAGGUACAGAGGCGCUGAGUUUCGUCUGAACAUCUACGAUACUGCAGGUCAAGAGGACUAUGACCGAUUACGCCCUCUGUCCUAUCAGAGUGCCAACCUGAUAUUGAUCUGCUAUGAUGUCACUUGCCCAUCAAGUUAUGACAAUUUGCUAAUCAAGUGGUUCCCCGAGGUGCAUCACUUCUGCCGUGGCGUGCCCAUUAUACUGGUAGGAUGCAAAACAGACCUGCGGAAAGACAAGGUCUUGGCAAAGAAACUGUGGUCUUCAGGCGAGAACCCCAUCACAUACAUCCAGGGUGAAGAGACCAAAAGGAAGAUCAACGCUGACCUCUACUUGGAGUGUUCAGCCAAAUACAAGGAGAAUGUGGAGGACAUAUUCAGAGAGGCUAUCAAACGAGCCAUUGCAGCAACAAGGAAGGCAAAAUGGAAAGGAUUCUGUGCCUUUCUGUGACCCAAGAGAUAAUGCUAUCCCCCACCGUGAGCUCCUGAUAGACAGUGCUCUAGACCUAUACUCUCAGGGAAAACACAGAUGACUCCUCCCUACGACAAGUCCUCUUACACUUUUGAUGCUGCGUGUCCACUUCAUUUUACCCUGUGCUAACCCACUUCCUUUGUGGUUUUCCUUCCUGCUAACUCGACAUAUCUUCUAAAUGUAUUUCUUUAAAAGAAACGGACAAUGCCCUCAAGUUAUAGACCCACAAAUAAGGAAAUUGGGUCUUCAACAAUUUGAGCAGGACAUUGCAAAUAAUUGAAGGUACCAUUGUUUUCCAUAUUGAUGCAUCCAAUAUUUUUCAUUCAAAAGAAGGUUGACUCUCUAACAGUAAUUCAAAGUACAUCUCGUAUAAGUAUUUAAAAACACUUUAAUAUGAAUAAAUGAAGCAACAUAAGAUGGAUUUUCUUAUUCUUUAUUCAGUAGGCAUAGGGUUGUUAUGCAUAACAUAAUCAAAUAUACAAAAUGCACAAUGAUUGUCUAAUAAAGAGGUCAUAUCAAUCCAAUCCUCUGCCCUUUGGAGUCUCACCACAAUGUAACAGAAAUACAGUAUAAGACAAUGAUUUGGCACCAGACAAUGCAGUG
Molecule: messenger RNA, 1365 nt
Organism: Oncorhynchus kisutch (coho salmon)
Lineage: Eukaryota; Metazoa; Chordata; Actinopteri; Salmoniformes; Salmonidae
Product: rho-related GTP-binding protein RhoF-like
Exons: 6
Coding region: 118-741 (207 amino acids)
Biological process (GO): small GTPase-mediated signal transduction
Molecular function (GO): GTPase activity; GTP binding
Source: RefSeq, a predicted model, not a curated record